This is a messenger RNA of Lathyrus sativus (Indian pea), 759 nucleotides long. NCBI's taxonomy places the organism in Eukaryota, Viridiplantae, Streptophyta, Magnoliopsida, Fabales, Fabaceae. The record is from the annotation of a GenBank genome assembly.
AUGAAAGGUUACGAUUGUCGCCCUUGUGUUAUAAGUUAUUCCACCAUUAUCCAAUGUUAUUGUCAAGACCAGAAAUUUGACCGGGUCUAUGAACUUGAUGAAAUGCAAGAUCGAAAUUGCUCUCCUAAUGUGGUCACUUAUACUACUAUCAUGUGUGCAAUGGCAAAAGCAGAAAAAAUCGAUGAAGCUUUGCAAGUAGUUGAUAGAAUGAGCUAUACUGGAUGUAGGCCUGAUACUCUUUUUUACAAUUCGUUCAUCUAUACAUUGGGGAGAGGAGGCAUAAUAGAUGAUGUUAUGCAUGUAUUCAAAGUUGUGAUGCCGAAGGCCAGUGUGAUGCCAAAUACAUCCACCUAUAAUUCAUUGAUUUCUAUGUUCUGUUACUAUGCACAAGAGGAUAGAGCUUUUGGCAUUCUGAAGGAGAUGGAAGAGUCCGGCUUAUGUAAGCCUGAUAUUCAGACUUAUCAUCCAUUGAUCAAGUCAUGCUUUAAAAUGAGGCAAAUAGAUAGUUUACUGAAUGAUAUAUUAAAUGACAUGAUAAAUAAAUAUCAUAUUAGUAUUGACCUUUCAACCUAUACACUUCUAAUUCAUAGGCUUUGUAGAGCAGAUAGAUGCAAGUGGGAGCUUGAUCUGUUUGAGAGGAUGAUCGAUCAAGAUAUCGUACCUAUGUACAGAACUUGCCGUUUGCUCUUGGAUGAAGUCAAACAGAAAAAUAUGUAUCAAGCUGUUGAAAAAUUUGAGAUUCUUAUGAAGAAACUUUAA